Candoia aspera is the source of this 2353-nucleotide messenger RNA. It is a transcript of the gene CGRRF1, whose product is annotated as cell growth regulator with ring finger domain 1. The transcript is spliced from 6 exons. The record is from RefSeq and is a predicted model, not a curated record. Gene Ontology annotation, biological process: negative regulation of cell growth. NCBI's taxonomy places the organism in Eukaryota, Metazoa, Chordata, Lepidosauria, Squamata, Candoiidae. The coding region runs from base 103 to 1065 and encodes 320 amino acids.
UUGCGAGCAUGCGCUCAUUUUGCGCAUGCGCUCUUAGAUGACAACAAAAGGACGGUGGGGUUUCGGAGCGGGAGUGCCUCUCGUCUCUCUUUUUCCUGCCUGAUGGCUGCCGCGUUGUUGGUGGCGCUGUACGAGUACUCUCCGCUGUUCUCCAUCGCUCUGGUGUUCGUCUGCUUCUUGGUGACCAGCGGCCUGGUCAUGGGCUGGUUUGGGUGGGAUGUUCCUGUGAUUCUGAGGAAUUCAGAAGAAACUGAAUCAAAUAUGAAAGUGUUCCAGAAACAGAUGCGGCAAGUGAAGAAUCCAUUCAGCUUAGAAAUCAAAAACCCAGAAGUGGCUUCAGCUUCAAAUGGCAUUACCCUGGUGUCUAAUUGCCUGGAAGACUGUCUCCUUACAUGCUAUUGGGGCUGCAGUGUGCAAAAGGUCCAUGAUGCUCUGCAGAAACAUGCCUACUGCUUUCGAAUAAAAACUCCACAAUCUUUUGAGGAUGCAAUGUGUAAUGAAUAUCUCUAUUGUCAACAGUAUUGCAUAAAGAAGACAGAAAAAGAGGAAACGCAUUGCAGGUUACCAGAAGAGGCAGAAAUCAAUGAUUUUGGUCGCGUGCCUAGAUCUCGGUACCCUCUAGUUGUACUGUUAACCCUUGCCGAUGAAGGCAGCAGAGAAAUCUAUGACAUUAUUUCUAUGGUAUCCAUAAUUCAUAUUCCGGAUGCCAGUUAUGGGCUUUCCUGCCGGAUACUGUAUCAGUAUCUCCUCUUGGCCCAAGGUCAAUUUCACGAUCUAAAGCAACUGUUCAUGUCUGCCAAUAACAACGCAUCUUCUCUGAGCGUCCCUCUCUCUGGAGAGACAACUGAAGACCACGUCCUGCUUGAAAAGGCUGGCCUGGUGGAGAGUGAGUCCGAGGUGCUGGAAGAGAGCAGCAAGGACUGCAUCGUCUGCCAGAACCGAGCGGUCAACUGGGUGCUUCUUCCAUGCCGACACACCUGCCUAUGUGAUGAGUGUGUGAAGUAUUUCCAGCAGUGCCCCAUGUGCCGGCAGUUUGUGGGAGAGUCAUUUCCAUUAUGCAGCUAGAGAAAGUGAGCCUUGCCAAAGAGGAUCCUGUGUAUGGUACUUAUCAGGGACUCUGUGGCAAAGGAUUGAUAAAAGCUUCAGCUGUUGGUUUUGCAACAGUAUCUUUGAUCUCACAUUUCCUUCUGUUUGAAUGAUGUUGGGUGCCUGGAGAACUCUGAAGCAGCAUUUUUGUUUUCCUUUAACAAAGCACUUAGAAGCAUCACCGUGAAGGCAUGUAACACAGGAACUUCGGUGUGGUCUUCAGGAAUGGGACAAAAGGGGAAGAACUUCAGGCAACAGAAGCAAUGUACUGAACAUGGAAUGAAGGACAUAUUUACACAAAAAGAAGUCUCUUGAGAUUUCCAGGAUAUAUUAUUUAGAGGUUUAUUCCAAGAAACACUGAACAUAUGAAGAACAAAUAUCCACAUAUGUAAGAGAUAUUGGCAAUCUUUAUUUAUUUAUAAAGGUAUUUGAAAGAGUAAAUAUCACAUAGCUUGGCGUUCAGCCAUUAGCAACUUUGCACUUUUUAAGUUAUAGUAGGAGUGGGGGGGAGGAAAUAUAUAAACAUUUUCUACGUACUGUAGCUCUUCAGUAGUUUCAGAUGUCUUUUGUGUAUUCCAGCCUUUGUCUGCUUCAUGAUCUUGAGAUGUGCUGGGAUGAUGCAGGUUAGGAAUUCUAGAGUCCUGACAUAACUGGGAAUUGCCAAGUUGGGGAUGGCUGGUGUAUUCGGUUUUCUUGGGCUUGCUGGAGCUAGGUGCUUGGAUUCAUUUGCAGAUGCAAGGAUGGCAUCGGGUGUGAAUUGUCACUCCCCACAAAAGGAUGUCUAAAGGAUGCAAACUCAAGCAAAUAUUCAUUGAACUGCAAAUCAGUUUCUGCCUGUCUUGUCCUUGGACACUAAAAAUUGGUUUGCCUCAGGCAGUUUUAGACACUACAAAGACAUCGGUGAUGUCAUGAAAAGCUGAUGUGGUCCAAACUCAUUGUGAUGUAAAUUAGUCUAUUGACAAGGAAGAGUGCAUUUGAAGAUAGUGUUAAGCCUUUGAGUGGAAGUGUUUUGUGUAGGUCUUGUCUCCUGCCCAAGAUGUUACUUGUAGUCAGCAUUCUAAUACCUCACUUUGACUUACCCAAAUUCCAAACAUAAUUCUAGACCCCAUAGGAAUUCUAUGAAGUAGGUUUAGCUGAAAUGAGAAGAUGUCUGAGUUCAUGCAUACAUCACGCAUAGCCAUAAUUUAGUUGUUUGUUUUUGGCUUAACUUGCUGUGUGAAUCUAGUUGGUUCUGGUUCAUUAAAACAAAGCAUUUGCUUUACUGUAA